UCUUGUUAGCUUCACACUAGGUUGUGAUGUUAGCCUGUUCUCCUGGCCGCCUGCUAGCUCUCAUCUCACCCCCCUCGGGACAACCAUGGCCGACCAGGCCUCGGGACCCCCUCUGUCGUCCCCACAUGACGAGGUGCUCCAGCAGCGAGUGGCCGCUCUGGAGCAGGAGAGGGCCGAGUUCACCAGACUCAAGCAGAAGCUGGAGGCCGAGUUCAACCAGAAGCGAGCCAAGUUCAAAGAGCUCUACGUGUCCAAGGAAGAGGAGCUGAAGAGGCAGAACGUGGUGCUGGAGGGCGCCCAGACCGAGCUGAGCUCCGUCCUGGACCAGCUGUCUCAGGCCCGGACCGAGAUGGAGACCAUCAAAACCGUCGCCACCUUGUCGGAAAACACCAAGCAGGAAGCCAUCGACCAGGUCCGCAGCCAGUGGCAGGAGGAGGUGGCCUCGCUGCAGGCCAUCAUGAAAGACACUGUGUGCGAGUACGAGGUCCAGUUCCACCAGCGUCUGGACCAGGAGCGAGCCCAGUGGAACCAGUACCGGGAGGCAGUGGAGAGGGAACUGGGAGAGCUGAGACGCCGUCUCACCGAGGGCCAGGAGGAGGAGAACCUGGAGGACGAAAUGAAAAAAGCUCAGGAGGAUGCAGAGAAGCUGCGUUCAGUGGUGAUGCCCAUGGAGCACGAGAUCGCUGCCCUGAAAUCCAAGCUGAGUACAGCUGAGGACAGGGUGAGGGAGCUGGAGGCCUCUAAGGUGAAGGAGCUCAAUCACGUUCUGGAGGCUGAGAAGUCGUGUCGUACCGACCUGGAGAUGUACGUCGCCGUGUUGAACACUCAGAAGUCCGUCCUGCAGGAAGAUGCAGAGAAACUACGGAAGGAGCUCCACGAGGUCUGCCACAAGCUGGAGUUGGAGCGGCAGCAGCACAACCAGCUGAAACACACGUGGCAGAGAGCCAACGACCAGUUCCUGGAGUCGCAGCGUCUCCUCAUGAGAGACAUGCAGCGGAUAGAGAGCGUGCUGUCCUCAGAACAGCUCCGCCAGGUGGAGGAGAUGAAGAAGAAAGACCAGGAGGAGGACGAGAAAGAGAGGCUGAGCCAAGUGAAGGAGCUGCAGGAGGAGGAUGUGGGAGACAACACGGAGCCUCUGGAGGAUUUAUUCCUCGGGCUGAGUGUCGAGGAGCCUCAUGCCAACCACAGCGGCCACGGCUCCAUGCACUCGUUGGACACUGACGUGGUGGCGGGCGGCCCCAUGGACCCCUACAAGGACAACCCGCGGGUCCAGUCCACGGACAGCCUCGGCUCCUCGCUGUCCGUCCAGCAGGGCCUCGGCGGACACAACCACAAGGCCAAGUCGGCCAGCCACCUGGACGAGUCGGACUUUGGGCCCUUGGUGGGGGCCGACUGCAGCACCACGGACAGUAGCUUCGGCGAGACCUUGUCCAUCAGCUCCAUCAAGCUGACGGCGAGCCACUUCCUGCUGACUAAAGACCAGGAGAAGGCCAUCAAGGCCAUGACGCCGGAGCAGGAGGAGACGGCGUCGCUGCUGUCCAGCAUCUCUCACGCACCCGACACCGCCUUCCUAACGCCGACCGGCUACAGACUCGUCAGCGACAGCGAGUGGAACCUGCUGCAGCAAGAGGUGAAAAACGCCGGCAGGAAGCUCGGCCGACGUUGCGACAUGUGCUCCAACUACGAGAAGCAGCUGCAGGCCAUCCAGGGACAAGAGGCCGAGACACGAGAUCAGGUGAAGAAACUACAGGUGAUGCUUCGUCAGGCCAACGAUCAGCUGGAGAGGACGAUGACGGAGAAACAGAAUUUGGAAGAUUCGGUCAAAGUGGGCAACGAGGAAACCGCUACUAAGGUGGCCGCCUUCAUGCAAAGAGUCCAGGAGUCAGAACUGCUGCUCAGCACACUACAGCAGGCCUUCAGUGAAGCAAAGAGGAACACACAGGAGCAGAUGGUGGUGCUGGUGAAGUCGAGGGAGCAGGUGGCAGACGAACUAAGCCGACUGCAGAGAGACAACGAGAGCCUGCAGGGAAAACACAGGCUGCAUGUAGAACUGCAGCAGCAGGAGGACUUCCAGAUGCCCAGUACCGUGCAAGAGCUUCAUGGCCUGGUGCUGCGGUUACGAGAGGACCUGGUGGGGUUGCGGACGUCCGCUGAUCACAUGGAGGAGAAACUGAAAGCCGAGAUUCUGUUUCUGAAGGAGCAGAACCAGGCGGAGCAAUGUCUGAAGGAGAACCUGGAGGAAACCCUGCAGCUGGAGAUCGAGGGCUGUAAGGAGGAGAUAGCAUCUUUCUCCAGUCUGAAGACGGAGCUGGAGCGAAUAAAGGCGGAGAAAGAAAAGUUGCAGAAAAGUCUAGCGGAGAAGACUGAGACCCUGGAGAGCAUCCAGGGUCUGAGGAUCAGCCUGGAGAGGCAGCUCAGAGAGCUCAGCACCACAAAGAGUGCACUAGCGAAUCAGGUGUUUGAAGAGAAAGACAAAUCUCAGCGGCUGCAGACGGAGCUGGAUGUCAGUGAGCAGGUCCAGAAGGACUUUGUCAAACUUUCUCAGACCCUUCAGGUGCAGAUGGAGCGAAUACGACAGGCGGAAUCCUUGGAUCGAAUCAAAGUCAUCCUCAAUGACACCAACCUGACGGACAUCAACCAGCUCCCGGACACAUGAUGUCACUGAAUGGAAACUGCCCCCCAAACCCCCCUCCCCUUCUUACUCUCAUUACUGGCCCCAAUAACAUUAUUGAUCCGACCCUUCCUCCUCCUCUUCCUCCUCCUCCUCCUCUAUAACCACCACUGAAGAAGAGUUUGAAAAGACAGACGUGGAAAUGAGGAGGCUUUUUUUUGUGUACAUGAAGAGUCUUGGAAACACACCGUGGAUAGAAUAAUGAAGAAGAACACUACUAAAAAAAAAAAAUGUAAAUAAGUAAAUGUGUGAGUGUGGACGGAGGGAGUCCAUCUUCCUGUGGGUCUGUGUCUCGUUUCUACUGUAGAUAUAUGACUGUCUGUAUUAGCUCGACCAAAAAAAAAAAAAAAAAAAAGGUUUGUCGUCUUCUAAAAAGCACUUUUCAUCUGCGGCUUCUCUUUCCAGGUAAAUAUAGAAAACUGUUGGAUGCAUAACUUUUCUCUUCCUUGUUCCACUCACUUGUUCUUUCCCACCUCCACCACCACCUCCACCACCACCACCUUUUCUGUGACUUUUUUCCACUUUGUUCUGGUCAUCUCACCUCGUGACAAAGACACAAUGAAGGAGAUUCAUGGAAAAAAACACUUGCACAUAACUUAACUGAGAUAAAAAUACAAAUUGAGCAAUACCCUCCAUUUCCUAAACAUCCUCUACUUUAUCUUUCUUUGUUCUUGUUCUUAAUGUCUGACACUUUUUUUUUUUUUAAGCUGCAGAAUUUACAGUGAAGAAACAUUCAUGUCAUGUUGCUAAGUUUUAUUUGUCCACACUUGUUUCUUUAUUGUUAGAGAGAUAGUUUGGAUGUUUUUUUGUGUGGUUGUAUGAAAUACUUCUAUGUUCUAGUAAAGUAAUGUUCUGCUGUGGACGUAUUUUAGACACCUAAAAGAAUCAAUAUAACUUUAAGUGUACGCUAUAUUUAGAGUAUUUUCACCUCUUUUCUUUGCUGUCAGACAGACCUUUCUGACCGAGAGCUGAAGUUAUCUAUGAUCUCUUUAAAACCACCAGUCUCCCUCAAAAAAAAUAAAUUUUACCCCAAAGAACACAUGAGUACCAUCCAAAAAUCGUUCACGUUGGUGAAUCUGAACACUUUAAAACACCAAAGUUACACAUUAAUGUAAACGAAUGAACGGAUCGAGGCAGCAGUAGAACCGGCAACUUUGUUCUGUGAGGUAAAAUGACUGUUUUUGUCAAUGGAGUCUUGUCGCUUUGAAAAAAGCCUAGAUAACGGAUUCAUUCAGUCAGAAAGGAAGGUAACAUGAGGAAAUAAUCUAAAUAUAGCGUACAUUUACACUGAUAUUGACUCUUUUAGGUGUCUCUAAUACGUCCACAGUAGUACAUUACUUUGUGCUAGUACUCCUGUCUGUUUCUACUGUAGUAAUACUCUGACUAUGAAGAAGAACUUCAUACAACCACACAUCUAAACAUCCAAACUAUCUCCUCAUGGGCACAGUUCUUGUCUGAGUAAAAAAAGUUUGGUGAAGAAGUUAAAUGGAAAAUAAUGGAUUUUAAUACACACACUGCUCCUUUUUAUUGAA
Messenger RNA from Anoplopoma fimbria (sablefish), 4203 nucleotides. It is a transcript of the gene rabep1, whose product is annotated as rabaptin, RAB GTPase binding effector protein 1. NCBI's taxonomy places the organism in Eukaryota, Metazoa, Chordata, Actinopteri, Perciformes, Anoplopomatidae. The record is from RefSeq and is a predicted model, not a curated record. Gene Ontology annotation, biological process: endocytosis. Gene Ontology annotation, cellular component: intracellular membrane-bounded organelle. Gene Ontology annotation, molecular function: GTPase activator activity; growth factor activity.